Molecule: messenger RNA, 336 nt
Organism: Penicillium longicatenatum
Lineage: Eukaryota; Fungi; Ascomycota; Eurotiomycetes; Eurotiales; Aspergillaceae
Exons: 1
Coding region: 1-336 (111 amino acids)
Source: RefSeq, a predicted model, not a curated record
AUGCCCCUGGGGUUCACCCCCGACACUCGCCAACUGGUCAACCCCCCCCUGCCGCAACACCACCUUGACGACUGCGCCAACACCCGCUUUCUGCCGCCGACUGGUCAACCUCCCCCUUACCGCAUGCAUCACCUCCUCCCGUCGGGCCCCCGCUCGCCGCCGCCGCCGCCCCGCCCACCAAGGCCACCUAGCCAACUGGCCCCCCCUCCCCUCCCCUCUGCCGGCGCUCCCCCGAAGGGGAGCCCCUGUGGCACCACCGUGCAACCCGCGGGCUGCCUGGCGUGGGCUAUCCCCCCGGGACGAGGCCCUCGACCACCCUCGCACAGGCAGGCGUAG